AUGUUCCUCGUCCUACUUUGGCAAUUUGCCUGCCUGGGGCUUGUAGAGGCCAUCGCAGUCACCGAACUCCCUAUAUGUGCACAACAAUGUCUGUCGAAUUCGACGUCGGCCCAGAAAUCAUGCUCAGUGAUCGAUAUCGCCUGUCUCUGUUCGAGUUCGACUUACGUCGCUUCGCUGUCGUGCUGUCUGUACACCGAAUGCAAUGCUUCAGAGCAAGCACUUGCGAUCCAGUUCAACAAAGAAGAAUGCGCCAACGUGAACGAGACGGCACCAGACUUUGUGGGAUGCUCACCCGCAGGCCUGUCGAGUGCACUUGCGAGCAUGAGCAUCACGUUCUCUCCCACCGCGUCUUCAUCGGUAACAUCUUCCACGUCCGGGUCGGUCAAUCCCAGCAUUACAACCCUGUCUGGAGACCCGAUCUCAGAAACGGCAGCGAACCCGACUGGGAAACAGAUCACGAUAACGACGUACGCCGGGGCACCGCUGAUGACGGGCAGCUGCACAGUGCCACACUUUGCGGUUGUCACCGAUCCGGUGGGAAGGGUGACCGCGUUCCCGGAAGUUGGCUGUUCUCCGGACAGGCCGGAUUGCUGUCCAUUCCCAGAUGGGCUGAAUGGGGCUAUCUCGAGAUGUCCACAAGACUAUUUCACAACUGCCAAUGCCUGCUGUCCACUUGGCUACCAGAUUUAUUAUACCAACAUUGGCUGGGAAACACCGUGCUACUCGGUACCAGCGACAUCAUAUGUUCCAGCGUCCACUCCCACGGUAGCCAGCUUGACCCUCAUCACCGACCACGUCUUCUCUCAGAAGUAUCCGCUUCUGAUGCCGGCACAAAAACCUAGCUUCCCUCCCGGAGCAAAGAUUGCAAUUCCGGUCUCCAUCUGGGCGUUCAUCAUGAUAGUAUGUGCGGGAGUCUUCUUCUAUGUGAGGAAGAAACGAAGGGCGAGAAGGGCAGCAGAAGCAAACCGCGUGACCACAUUUCCGCCUGAAGAACCAGCGAUGCCUCACAUGUCCAUGUCGAGAGCGGCGACCAUGCACGAACUGGAUAUUUCAGAGGGGCGGGCAGUAUCUCCGUCGGCUACCCCGGCCAACGGCUGGCCGAUGUUCACGGCACAGUCGCCGCCAGCCUACGACCCGUCCAAGGCAGCACCUUCACCCAUCAUCGCUAAGCAGCCGCCGAUUCCCCAGGAGCUCCCAGGGAGCACUUUUAUUCACGAGCAUCACCCAGCGUAUUCGCCCGCCGGAACCUCUGCAGGUACACCCACUGAACCGACCGCGGGGUCUGCUCCAGGGACGCCUGAGGAGCAAAAGUCACCUGUGCUCUCGUCCGCCACACCGCGGUCAGAGACUCACAGUCCAGUAUUUGUGUCGCCGAUGGGGUCCCCGCGCUUACCGAAGACUGGUUGA
Messenger RNA from Cladophialophora carrionii CBS 160.54, 1407 nucleotides. RefSeq lists its product as uncharacterized. Bases 1 to 1407 code for a protein of 468 amino acids. The transcript has 4 exons. The record is from RefSeq and is a predicted model, not a curated record. NCBI's taxonomy places the organism in Eukaryota, Fungi, Ascomycota, Eurotiomycetes, Chaetothyriales, Herpotrichiellaceae.